Molecule: messenger RNA, 2028 nt
Organism: Maylandia zebra (zebra mbuna)
Lineage: Eukaryota; Metazoa; Chordata; Actinopteri; Cichliformes; Cichlidae
Product: tetratricopeptide repeat protein 39B
Molecular function (GO): protein binding
Source: RefSeq, a predicted model, not a curated record
AAGACCUUCUGGUAACGCAAAACAAAGAAAGAAUGUGACUUGGUUUAACUGCUUUUUAUUUAACUCAAGCAUCAAAUGGAGGGUGAAGACAAUUCACUACAACAGGUGGGUUUGAAGCAGCCCAAUGAGGAUGCAAUAUUGCCUGAAGAAUUGCCUAAAAUGGCUUUGGAGACAGCAUUGAAAGAAUGCUUCACUGCCCUCAAUUUCUUCCUGAACAACAGGUUUGCCGAUGCACUGGCUCUUUUAAAACCCUGGAAGAGUGAAAGCAUGUACCAUGCGAUGGGCUACAGUAGCAUUCUGGUGAUGCAGGCCGCUGUGACUUUUGAUGCAAAGGACAUGGAUGCUGCCAUGACAUCACUGAGAGAAGCCUUGCAGGUCUGCCAGAGAUUUCGGAAGAAAACGGGACUAAUGGAAAGCUUGGCUAACCUUUGGUACAGACAACCAGCUGACAAUCUGACAGAAGAAGAGAUGCAUGCAGAGCUGUGCUAUGCUGAAGUCCUGCUGCAGAAAGCUGCCCUCACGUUCUUGGAUGAAAGCAUAAUAGGCUUCAUCAAAGGAGGGAUGAAAAUUCGACACAGUUAUCAGCUUUACAAGAAUUGCCAGGCCAUGGAAAAAGUCACAAAGGAUGAGGAAAAACAGAGAAGCACACACAUUCAUUUUAGGGGUGGGGUCAGCAUGGGAAUUGGAUCAUUCAAUCUGAUGCUGUCUCUGCUUCCAUCCAGAGUCCUUAGACUGAUGGAGUUUUUGGGCUUCUCUGGAGACAGGGAAGUGGGUUUGUCAGAGUUGAGAGAGGGAGCAACUACCAACAACCUGCGCUCCAUCCUCAGCACCCUCACUCUGCUGAUGUUUCAGCUCUACAUCACAGUGAUACUUGGGACUGCUGAUGUAAACCUAAGUGAAUGUGAGGCUCUGCUGAAACCCUACUGUGAAAAGUUUCCUAAUGGGGCUUUAAUGCAUUUCUUCAGUGCAAGGAUUGCUGUGCUCAAAGGAAACUUCACAUUUGCCCAAGAGAAGUUCUUGGCAUGUAUUGCAUCGCAGGAAGAGUGGCGUCAGAUUCACCACCUGUGCUACUGGGAGCUGAUGUGGGUCUACUCCUUUGAACAAAACUGGUUUGAGGCCUAUCGAUACGCCAACUUGCUCAGCAAGGAGAACAAGUGGUCCCAGGCAGUCUAUGUAUUUCAGAAAGCUGCCAUCUUGAGCAUGAUGCCAGAGGAAGAAGUGAACAAGUUCAAUGAAAAUGUGGUGGAAUUAUUCAGGCAGGUGGAGGGCCUCAGGCUGAGAUUUGCUGGGAAGUCGAUUCCAACGGAGAAGUUUGCAGCGAAGAAGGCCCAGAGAUACUCCUCUUCCACCCCCGUGAAACUUGUCGUUCCUGCUUUGGAAAUGAUGUAUGUGUGGAAUGGCUUCACAAUAGUAGGCAAAAAACCCGAGCUGACUGAAGGAAUCCUGUCAACUUUAGAGAAAGCAGAAGAGCAGCUCAGAAAUGAUCCAAACCCAUCAGAGUACCACACAGGCGAUGAGUGCAUUGUCCAGCUGCUGAAGGGUCUGUGCUUAAGAAGUCUGGGACGGCUGGUCCAGGCUGAGAUCUGCUUCAAUCAUGUCAUCUCCAGUGAUGGUGGCAUCAAGCAUGAUAGCUAUCUGGUGCCCUUUACCAUGUAUGAGCUUGGCCUAUUGCACAAGCAGAAAGGUGAAAUCAACAAGGCCAUUGCUGUAAUGGAAAAUGUCAUGACGAACUACAAGGACUACAACAUGGAGUCAAGGCUGCAUUUCCGCAUCCAUGCAGCACUCAACACCAUGGGCUCCUUUGCAGCCAAACUUCCACCAUCACGCACGGCAGCUUAAGAGAUCCUAUUACAUGAAACUUGACAGAAAAAGGGCUUUAAACCUGACAUUGUUUACUGUUUCAUUGUCUGUUGCCUUCAACUCUGAAGGUCCUUGGUCUUCUGCUCUUGGUGGUUUUUUCCAAAGCAUGCUGUGGUUUACUUUGCAAAUAAAUUAAGGGUUCACUCCCUGCCUGGUCGUAAUGCUAAA